AUGACGAGUGAAGAAGAACGUUUUGAAGAACACUUUCAACGGACUUAUCGUCGUAAUGAAGAUGGACGAUUCGUUGUCCAGCUGCCAUUCCGUGAAUCAGUGGACCAGUUGAAAAGUUCCAGAUCCCUGACGUUGAAACGAUUCCUGUUGUUGGAGAAAAGAUUGGCGCGAGAUCCUGACCUGAAGGCUCAGUAUGCGGAGUUCAUCGACGAAUACCAAUCGUUGGGUCACUGCCAUGAAGUGAGGGAGGAAGAAGAUCCUCCUUGUCUACAGUCGUACUAUCUGCCCCAUCACUGUGUCUUCAAGCCAUCCAGUAGCAGCACAAAGUUUCGUAUUGUGUUUGAUGCAACAGUCAAAGCAAGUGAACUGUCCCUGAAUGACGUACUAAUGACUGGAACCAGUAGCCAAAGUGACCUGUUCAGCAUCACUCGGUACCAGAGAAUCUUCUGGCGAGGACACCUGUCGGAAGCACUGAAGGUUUUGGAGUUAUUGACCGUUACCUACGGUACAUCAGCGGGGUCAUUUCUCGCUGUGGGAUCGCUUAUCCAGCAAGCCCGUGACGAGAGUGAGGAUUAUCCGGAAGCGGCCGAAGUUAUCCUGAAUGAUUCCUAUAUGGACGACAUUCUGUCUGGUUCGGAUUCAAUUGAGUCACCCAAGAAGUUACGUCGUGAUUUGGAGGAGUUGAUGCUGAAAGGUGGAUUUCCAAUUCGAAAGUGGUGUUCCAACUCAGAAGAUGUGCUUGAAGGAAUUCCUGAAGGAAAUCGAGAGACCCUAGUGCCCAUCCAGGACUCCAGCGCAAAUGAAGUAUUCAAGGCUUUGGGACUUCUGUAG
Molecule: messenger RNA, 831 nt
Organism: Ochlerotatus camptorhynchus
Lineage: Eukaryota; Metazoa; Arthropoda; Insecta; Diptera; Culicidae
Exons: 2
Coding region: 1-831 (276 amino acids)
Source: RefSeq, a predicted model, not a curated record